Messenger RNA from Rotaria socialis, 981 nucleotides. The record is from the annotation of a GenBank genome assembly. Lineage: Eukaryota; Metazoa; Rotifera; Eurotatoria; Philodinida; Philodinidae.
AUGUCAUUUAAUUGGUCAGCAUCCUCAAAUCCAUUGUUUACUGGUAUUAAACCAGCAACUACAAAUAGUUUUGCGGAUGCACUUAAACGACUUGCGGAGCAUGUUGAACAAAAAAACAAAAUAGAUGCAAGUAAUGGUGGAACUUCUAGUCUUGUUCAAUUGUCAACAGAUUUUUCUAAUCGAAUGAUUCCAUGCCAUGUAAAUAAUUCAACGUUGCCCGAAGAAACAUUACGUUUGUGUACCCAAUAUGUCCACGAGGCUGAAAGAAGAGAAGAUAUACGACGACGUUAUCUUCGAACUUAUGGUACACCUCAUAAUUCAAAUAUCAAUACACCUCCAUUGAGCAGGCGUCCUGAUGUUACUGAUCCAUAUCGGUUUAUGGCACCCCAUUUAUCUAGUCUCCUUCAUCCAUCUGCAUAUUUACAAUUACUUGCACAACAAACAAAGAUAUCACAAACAUCACAAUUUUUAUUACCAACUAUUAACAAAACUGAUGUGACACCACGCAUUCCAAUACAAGAAAAGAUUCAGAAAAGAUUGUCCGAGCAGCCAUCAGAAAUUUCAAAACCAAAAUUAAAACUUUUUCGACCUUACGACCUUGAUGAUAGUCCUACUUCAAAAUCUCAUCAAACCUCACCAUCUUCACCAUCGGCUACCACCAAUAAGAAAUCAACUUCAUCUCCCUUGUCAUGCUCCAAUAGCAAUUCAACCAUAUCUGAUGAAUCACAAACAACAACACCGUCUGGUAAAGAAAAGCAACUAUUCAAUUCAUUAGGUCUGGUUCAACAAUCUACUGAUUUAAUACCUGAAACAUCACCGCAACCGAUAGCAAUCGGCGAAGAUGCAGCAUCGAUGGACGAUAAUAUUCUUUCUCAUACAAAAGAUUCAUCAUCAUUAUCGAUCACAUAUAAACGUAAAUCAGUUUUCUCAUCAAAUCGAAAGCAAUCAAAAAUCAAUAAAAUAAACAAUACAGUGGAAUAA